AAAUACCUGUGCAUUAAUAUGUUUUUCGGGUUGUGUGAUUUCCAUACAUGUAUAUAGUUGCCACUUGGUUUACCAUAGCUUGGUGUUAACUACAGAUCUGAUUUGGGAUUCUGAAAUUGCCCUGGUGUGCAGCACAUGUCACACUGUCUUCUGAUUACUGGUUGCAUUUACAACAUGCCACAUUAUAUAUAAGUCACAGUAUUUUGUGUGUCAGGUAUAGAGAGAAAUAUAAUUUUUUUGGAUGAAUUCAGUUAAACUAAUUGAGAGUUAGCUGUAGUAAGCUGCCCUACACACAAGCGCUCUGACCCCAGAGGUGAGCUGCUGUUCACCCAAACGCCCUGACUCCACAGGAAGGUUCACAUCCAACCGAACACCGUGACCCCAGAGCUAAGCUGACAUGUACCCAAAGACCCUGAUCGCAGAGUUAAGCUGUCAUCUACUCAGAUGCCCUAAUUCCAAAGGUAAAGCUCUUAUCCAACCAACUGCAUCCAACCAAGCGCCUUGACUCCAGCGUUAAGAUGACAUAAACCCAAACACUGAUAAAAGAGGUACAUUUUCAUCCACUCUGACUCCUUGAUCCCAGACGUAAACUGUCGUCCACCGAAACACCCUGGCCCUAGAGAUAAGCUCCCAAACAUGCAACCGGCCCAACCACAGAGGUAAGCUGCUGUCCAUCCAAGCACCCUGAUCACAGAGGCAAACCACUGUCCGCCCAAACACCCUGAUCCCAGAUGUAGGCUGCCAUCCACGCAAACACAUUGUUCCCAGAAGCAAUCUGUCAUUCACCCAACCAUGCUGAUCCCAGAGGUAAACUACCUUCCAUCUAACUGUCUUGUUCUUUGGGGUAAGCUGACAUUCACACAAAUACCCUGAUCCCAGAGGCAAGCUGCGGUCUACCCAAACACGCAGGCCCCUCAGGUAAGCUCACAUCCACCCAAAUGCCCUGAUCACAGAAGUAAGCUGCCAUCCACCUAACAUACCUGUCAAGUAUCCCGUUUUGGCCGGGAAAGUCCCGUAAUUUACCCUUCUUUCCUGCCGUCCUCCCGUAUUAGUAUUUUCCUGUAAAUCUCCCGUAUUUUAACCUGCGUUAUUUAAAAAAAAAAUGUCCCCCCAAAAAAAAUCUGAGCUCUGUUACUAGCUUCGCGAUAACUACCACCUGCAGUAGCCUACUACACGGGGAAAAAAACACAGGAAAAAAAGAAGAAAAAAACAGACAGAUGAUGGACGCCAGGACAGAGAAGGAAGGCACUCCUGCCAAAAAACCAAAACCCUCGUGUAAAUACCGUGAUCAAUGGGACAACAAAUUUAUUUCUCUGAAGAAGAGCAGGGUGGGGGACAGUCACGCGUUUUGUAAAAUUUGUAACUGCGACUUUAGCAUCGCACACGGGGGAAGGAAUGAUGUAUGCCAGCAUGACAAAUCCGCCAAGCAGAAGCGCGGGCUAAUGGCACAAAAACAUGCCCAGGCGAUGUCAGCAUUCGUGACAAGAAAUGCCACUGAGGCAGACCAGGUCACAAGUGCAGAGGUAAAAAUGGCAAUGCUGUGUGCCAAAAACAACAUUCCUUUCUCCUUCCAUGAUGACUUCAACAAGUGUGUAGCUGACAUGUUCCCGGACUCUGCUAUUGCACGAAAAUACUCAACGGGAAAAACGAAGGCUACUCAACUCAUCAAAGACAAAGAAUUCGUCAUCCUGACUAGACUCUACGAUGAGGCCACUCUGCAGGUCGCUACAAGAUUCCUGGAGAUGCCUACAUGCAAUGUAGGAAAUGCAGAAAAUCUGUAUGGAAAGCUGAGUGAGGCAUUAAGAAAAAGAGGCAUCCCAUGGGAAAACCUGAUUGCCUUUAACUCUGAUAAUGCAAGUGUUAUGAAAGGCCAACAUAACUCGGUCAUCAGCAGACUGAAGACCAGCCAGCCCCACAUCCAGGACCUUGGCUGCAUCUGCCACCUGGUACAGCUGGCCACUGGCUGUGGCAUCAGAGCAGCCCAGGUACCGGUGGAAGACAUCCUGGUGGGGAUAUACACCCACUUUGAUAAAAAGUAA
Molecule: messenger RNA, 2039 nt
Organism: Brienomyrus brachyistius
Lineage: Eukaryota; Metazoa; Chordata; Actinopteri; Osteoglossiformes; Mormyridae
Exons: 3
Coding region: 1218-2039 (273 amino acids)
Source: RefSeq, a predicted model, not a curated record